AUGGUCGUCCAACGUAUGAAAACCGCGUAUCGGUCCGUUCUCUUUCAGAUCGUCAUUGUCGGUUUGGUCGCUUUCUGCGAACCAGGCAUCUGGACUGCACUGAACAAUCUUGGGGCUGGCGGCAAUGCAUCGCCAUUCCUCAAUAACGCUGCGAAUGCGCUUACCUAUGGACUUAUGUCAGUGGGUUGUUUCAUAGCUGGAGGUGUAUCGAACAAAAUCACUGCCAAAUGGACGCUGUUUAUUGGCGCCGCCUUUUACACACCUUACGCUGCCGGACUUUAUUGCAAUAAUCGCUAUGGCAACGAGUGGUUCAUGCUACUAGGUGCUGCACUCUGUGGUAUCGGUGCGUCCCUGCUGUGGGCAAGUGAAGCAGCUAUUGCUGUUGGCUACCCAGAAGAUGAGAAGAGAGGCCUUUAUGUCGGUAUCUGGAUGGGUAUUCGACAGAUGGGACCAUUGGUUGGCGGAGCCAUUUCCCUAGCCUUGAACAUCAAGACGAAAGAGAAAGGCAAGGUGACAUACACUACUUAUCUCGGCCUCGUGGCCAUCUCAUCCCUCGGUGCUCCGUUCGCGCUUCUACUUUCACAGCCUCAGAAGGUCAACAGAAGCGACGGUACCAAGAUCCCGUACAUGAAGAAGACAAACUUCAAGACAGAGGCCCGUGCAAUCUUCCGUCAACUGAAGAACCCGUAUAUGCUGUUACUCAUCCCUGUCUUUUUGGCUGGACAAUUCGGUGUGACUUACCAAGGAAACUAUCUCACCACUUACUUCACUGUCCGCUCGCGAGCCCUAGCAUCUUUCCUCACCGCUGUGGUCGGUGCUCUCGCCAACAUCCUAACGGGUCUCGCCCUAGAUCUCCCACAAUUCUCCCGCCCCGCAAAGUCCAAGUCAGUCUACAUCUUCGUCCUAAUCACCGUCACCGCAUCCUGGAUCUGGAACGCCAUUGUAGAAGUCAAACUCUCUCGCAUGGCAACCCCGCCAUCCUUCGACCUUGGCGACGGAGCUUUUUUCAACUCCGCUUUCACUGUCUACAUGUGCUUCCGCUUCUUCUACGAAGUCCUGCAGACGUACAUCUACUGGCUGAUGGCGGAGAUCAAGGGCGCGCAGGGCGAUGGAGACGUCGCGCGUACGACGGGUAUUCUGAGGAGCUGGGAGAGUAUUGGCAGUACGAUUGCGUAUGCAAUUGGGGCAGUGCAUAUCCCGAAUCAGACGCAAAUGGUGAUUGGGUUUGCACUCUGGGCGCUUACAGUGCCGUUCACUUUGAUGGCUGUAUUUGGAGAUUGGAAUAAGGGUGUGCCCCAGAAUGAGCAUGAAAGCUCGGAUGAUAGCGACUUAGAGGUACAGAGCGUGAAUUUCGGUGGGCGGAAAGGUUGA
Molecule: messenger RNA, 1371 nt
Organism: Ascochyta rabiei
Lineage: Eukaryota; Fungi; Ascomycota; Dothideomycetes; Pleosporales; Didymellaceae
Exons: 3
Coding region: 1-1371 (456 amino acids)
Source: RefSeq, a predicted model, not a curated record